AUGGCCUUGCCAUUUCGUUCCAGCUGGGGGUAUGCUGCAGCGAUCUCGGUUUCCCUUUUGCUACUCGCCGUUGCCAUAGUCAGAACAUAUGUCGAGCAGUAUGAAGUCUAUACUAAUAAACAACAUAUCUUUACUGUAUCAACAGGAGACCCUGUCGUUAUGGAUAUCUAUAAUACUGCCCAUUAUCAGCUUGAUGAGGAUGGGAUGCAAGAAUAUGCCCACCUUAUGCCCCUCAGUGGACACACCGUCUACGUCAGCGAGAAUCCUGGAGAGGCGCCCGAUGUCUAUACAGUAACUUUAUUCCACCAACUAAAAUGCCUGGAAAUUAUCCAUCGCGAGUAUCUUGAUCCCUCCCUCCCUCUCAUCCCAUCUGCACUCCUCAGCCAUUGCCUUAACUACCUGCGACAAACAAUUUUAUGUCGCCCAAAUCUGCGACUGGAAUCCGUAACAACGCGUUCAGCGAAGUCAGCUCAAGGGUAUGAAGCGGUCUGCCGGGAUUGGACAGAAGUAUAUGAGGAGGCGGAGAGAAACAAUAGAGUAUACUUUAACACUGGUAAUAGUACCGAAUAA
Molecule: messenger RNA, 570 nt
Organism: Serpula lacrymans var. lacrymans S7.9
Lineage: Eukaryota; Fungi; Basidiomycota; Agaricomycetes; Boletales; Serpulaceae
Exons: 2
Coding region: 1-570 (189 amino acids)
Biological process (GO): mycotoxin biosynthetic process
Source: RefSeq, a predicted model, not a curated record